Arachis duranensis is the source of this 2612-nucleotide messenger RNA. Its product is annotated as probable glucuronoxylan glucuronosyltransferase IRX7. Gene Ontology annotation, molecular function: glycosyltransferase activity. NCBI's taxonomy places the organism in Eukaryota, Viridiplantae, Streptophyta, Magnoliopsida, Fabales, Fabaceae. The record is from RefSeq and is a predicted model, not a curated record. The transcript has 3 exons. Bases 504 to 1928 code for a protein of 474 amino acids.
UUGAUGUUACUAAAAGAGCUUUAUGUGGUGCAAUGCAUGAUCACUAGAAUGGUUUUGAAGUCUAGAGUUUGGGUUGGGUGCUUAGCUGUGGGUGUAUGAAUGCACCCAAAAAAGAGCUUAAUUAAUUGAUAUGCUGAUCAGGAACCAAACCAUGCAUGUUGGCAUAUCAUAUCAUAUCUUAUCACAUGAUUAUAUUUAAAUUAAUUUAAUUUGUAGAAAAGAAAUAAAGAACGCUACAUACAUAAGGCCCAAGUCACAACUCUCUCAAAAAACAAACAUCGUCCUCUAAAAUCCAUUCUCUUUCCUCUUUCCUAUCUUGUUUUUUUAUUAGUUAAAUAAUGCCUCUUCAAUAAUUAGUGAAGUCUCGGAAUUCAGAUAUCGAAAACACGUACUAAUAAAUAAUAAAUGCUUCCAACUGUUUUAUUUUUGGUGCUAAGUGCUAGCAAUAAUAAAAUUGUUUGUACCUCUUCUACUCUUAUCUUAUUUCUUGGUUCUCUUCAAUAAUGGUGGAACAACAGCACAAAAGCCAGAGACCCCCAAAGAGUAGUAGUAGUAGUAGGGGCUUGUAUGUGAAGAUGAACCUCUUUCAUCACAAACAUGGCUACAACUACAACAAGCUCAAUCAGCAUUAUCAACAGCAACAACAAGAUAGAAACUGCUUCUGCACAUACUACAAAUGGCUUCUAUGGCUCUCUCUCUCCCUCUACUUCUUCACCUCUUUUCUCAUCACCAAUAACAACAACGCCACCGCCCAAAAAACAGAACCAACCGAUAACUUAGUUAAAUCCCAUGUUGUACCUCGUACACUGUCAGAAUCCAGCAACAUUGCAAGCAAACUCAAGAAUAUGAAGGUGUUCAUCUACGAGCUCCCAUCAAAGUACAACACAGAUUGGUUAACCAACGAGAGGUGCAGCACUCACUUGUUUGCGUCGGAAGUCGCCAUUCACAGAGCACUCUUGACCAGCGACCUUCGAACCUUUGACCCCAACCAAGCUGACUUCUUCUUCGUCCCAGUCUACGUCUCCUGCAACUUCAGCACCGUCAAUGGCUUCCCUUCAAUCUCACACGCCCGCAACCUCAUUUCCUCCGCGGUGCAACUCAUCUCCACACACCACCCUUUCUGGAACCGCAGCUCCGGAUCCGACCACGUCUUCGUCGCUUCCCAUGAUUUUGGCGCUUGUUUCCACAACCUCGAAGAUGUGGCGAUGCAGCAUGGGAUACCGGAAAUAAUGAAGAACUCAAUAGUGUUGCAGACGUUCGGCGUUGAGUACCAGCACCCGUGCCAACAAGUUGAGAAUGUAGUCAUACCGCCAUACGUGUCGCCGGAAAGUGUACGGAAGACUCUUGCUAAGAAUUCUCCGGCGAACGGACGCAGAGACAUUUUUGCGUUCUUCCGAGGGAAAAUGGAGAUUCAUCCUAAGAACAUAAGCGGAAGGUUUUACAGCAAGAGAGUGAGGACGGUGAUAUGGCGUAAAUUCAGCGGUGACCGGAGAUUUUACCUCAAGAGGCAUAGGUUUGCCGGUUACCAGUCAGAGAUAGCGAGGUCUGUUUUCUGUUUGUGUCCACUUGGGUGGGCCCCAUGGAGUCCCAGACUGGUUGAGUCAGUUUUAUUGGGAUGCGUGCCGGUAAUUAUCUCAGACGGUAUUCGGUUACCGUUUUCGUCUGCCGUGAGGUGGCCGGAUAUUUCCGUUAGGGUGGCGGAGAGGGACGUCGGGAAGCUUGGGAGGAUCCUUGAGCGCGUGGCAGCGACUAACCUCACGGCGAUUCAGAGGAACCUGUGGGACCCGAGAACGAGGCGGGCCCUGAUGUUCAAUGAGGAGGUGCAGGAAGGGGAUGCCACGUGGCACACUCUGGUUAGUCUGAGUGAGAAGCUUGGUAGGUCUUACGGUAGGUCUACGGUUUCCGGCGAAUUGGAGAGUGACACGUAAGGCUUUCGGGUUAAAGUUCUUCCCAGCUUGGAAUUGCUGGCUGCUGGCUGCAUAUGAUGAUGGAUGACAGCUAUUCGAUUUUGAAUUCGGUCUCUGACUAUGUGUCAGUGGGGACCACACCACACAGAGGGUAGAUGGAUGGAUAUUAACUAUGGAGUAGCGACUUUUGGUCCAGCUCGUUAAUGCUAACGUGGAGGGUUUAUUAUUCUUUAUGACAUGGCAAAGCAACCAUUGUUAUAUAAUUAUUAUUUUCCGAUGUAAAUAAACCAUACUAAUUAUUAAAUGAAUUCAUAUAUAUAUAUAUAUUUUUUGGUGUUGGGACUGAGAAGUGAUGAAUUGUCAGAAGUUGAAAUGUGUACGUCUGUUGUUAUUUGGAUUGAGGCAGUGAAUAAGUGUGGUCACGGGUAAGGUGAGGAAUGGACGUGAAAUUUAAUUGAGGGAGAAAGAAUCCAACGGUGACAUUGGAGUGUAGUUUUAUGAGUGAAUGAAUGCUUAAUGUCAGCAUUCAAAAAUAGGUAGGUAGCUAAAGCUUAAAAGCUAGCUGGCCACUCUGUAAUGGAAUGUAAUUUUCAUUGUCUUUUUCUCUCUGUUUGUUCUUGUACCAAAAUGCUUUUUUGUACCAACUCCCAAUAACUUAUUUUCCUUGCAUGAGCGCCUCUAUUAACGUGUUAUGUACUUAUGUUA